CAACAAGAAUAAACCCGAUUGGCUCUGCAUACGUGUAAAUUAAUGGGAAAAUAUACCUAUUUGAAGAGCAGAUAAAUUUAAGAAACAUUGAAAACAACCAUUUCUUUGGUCAAAAUUUUUAAUGGUAUUUUCGCCAGUAGUAUAAAAUUAAACAAGUAUUUACUCAUUUGAUCAAAUGAGGUCCUAUUGCCAUGGUGAUUGCUCAAUGAAAGAAAGCUGAGAGUAUAACAGGAAACUUUUCCAGGUGUGUAGACAGGAUUCAAAACAAAUCUGGAGCUUCAGGCGAAUGAAAUAUUUCUGUAGUUUUUUUUAAGGCAUACGUAAACGGUAUUUUUUUUCCAGUGAACAAUCUAACUGGAACAAAAUUAUAAAAAGAAAUGAUGUGUGAUAUAUGAAUCACUUUAGGGAGAUGAAUAUUAUUUAAAAAAAUACUAAAGCUAUUUAAAAUAUAUACAAUAGAAUACGAAAAAUAAUAUUACAGAUAAUUAAAAAUUAAUUCACAACAACACAAAUAGUGGAUGUUUUCAGGUGGAUUUAAAAAUUAAUUUAGUCAGAAAAAAUUUCUAUUGUUUUUUUUUAAUUUGCAUUAACUUAAAUUGUAAACAAUCCUUAGCGCUCUCCGACAGUAGUGACGAAACUAAUGAGACUUUGUCGUUUUAAAGAAUUAAAUUUGAAACUCCAGAAUCACAUGUUGUUUUAGAAGCAGUUGUGAUGAAAUAUGUUUAAUCAAGUGUUUUUAAAAUUUAUGGCAUUAUCUUCUUUAUUUUCUUUUGUGUUCACUCUUCGAUGUUUUCAAUGCUCUACAUCCGCACAAAAUUGCAAUGAAAAGCAACGAAAAGUAUACUGCCAAUCACACGGACAUGCAUGCUUAACAUUGACGUAUUCUUACAAAGAUUAUGAUGACUCGAUACGAUAUUAUUCUGAGAAAAAGUGUGUACCACCUGAUUCUUUCAACUGCAAGUCAUACUGUGAUGGACAUCGUUCGCAUUAUUGCGAGGCACAGUGUUGUAGAAAGAAUCUCUGCAAUGAACGAAACAACAGCAGUUUAAAGCAACCCUUAAGUUUCGUUGACAUAUUUACGUUUCUUGCCUUGUACCAUGCUUGUGUGCAUUUGGUAAUAUCCAAUCCUUAAGUGAAUCCAUAAAAAAAUUGUAUGUAAAGUUAAACCAGUGUCAGUUCGUUAAAGGUGAAGUGGCUCCAUAUUCAAGAAUACUGAUUCAGACUUUUAGAUAGUCAAUGUACCUUCUACCAAAACAAUCUGUUUAGAAAAGUAUUAUCUAGAUAUAUGAUCCUGUGACACAAGUUUCACAAGUGAAAUGAUACUUAUUUGCUGCUAGCCCACACAAAAAUGUUAUUAAAUACGAGUUCUUGAUAUAAAGGUCAAUAUGUAAAGAAUAAAAAAAAAUUAAUAGUUAUAUAUAAAUAUCCAUGCUUUCCGUUUUGACGAUUUUAUUUUAUCUUGUGAUUAAAUUUUAUUGUAAUAUAUGUAUUUGUAUUAAAAUACAUUGUAGUCGCGAUU
This is a messenger RNA of Hydractinia symbiolongicarpus, 1519 nucleotides long. RefSeq lists its product as uncharacterized. Lineage: Eukaryota; Metazoa; Cnidaria; Hydrozoa; Anthoathecata; Hydractiniidae. The transcript has 3 exons. Bases 719 to 1132 code for a protein of 137 amino acids. The record is from RefSeq and is a predicted model, not a curated record.